ACAGAUCCUAGCAAAAUAUUAUAUAAUCCGAGAACUUGACGGAGUGUCCGAUUCUGUUGUAUGCUGUUUAUCAAGUGCCACGGCCUGCUUUCAGACGUGCCGGUCACCCAUACUCUGAUCUAUUGCUUCUUGACAACCUAAUUCGUUUCUGACGGCCCACAGACGGCCCACCCAGAACCACUUGGGCAUUGGAAGGAACGAAAUAUCAUGACUGCAAGCAAGUACGGCCCCGAGGUGCAAAAGGUGCCGGCCAACACUCCAGUCGAAGAUAUCAUAUACCUCCUCAAACGAGAUGGUGGAGUCUUUGUCAAGGGCCUCGUCCCCGCUGCCGAUGUUGACAAGGCUUUUGAGGAUUGCCGGGCAAGGCUCGAAUCUGAUGUCGAGUGGAAUGGUCAAUUCUUCCCUAAAGAGACACAGCGCGCCCCGUCGCUGCUCAAGCAUAGCCCAACUUAUGCGCGGACGCAAAUGAUGAAUCCGCUCUACCAGAAAGUGGUAGAGCACUUCCUCACGACUCGCAGCUGGUUCUGGUGGGGCAAUGAGAAGAAGGAGUCGGUGUCCAAGCCAUAUGUACAUUCGUGUACGGCAAUGAGCAUCGGACCGGGGGGCAAGGCCCAGCCACUCCACCGGGAUGACUACAUCAGUCAUAACUACCAUUCUGAGAUUGACGCCUGGGAUGACGAGCGGGACAAGAAUCGCGAGACGGCGGUGGGCUUGUUCGUCGCUGGGUGCAAGGUGACCAAGGAGAACGGGGGAACACAGUUUAUUCCUCGAUCACAUCUGUGGGGAACCGACCGGCACAUGCCUCCACGCGUGGAAGAGUGUAUUUUUGCCGAGAUGGAAAAGGGCGACGCGUUCAUCAUGCUGGCAUCGGCAUACCAUGGAGGCGGGAACAACACUACCAAGGACGAGCGGCGGCUGAUGUUUGCCACAUUUUCGGUUCGUGGCUACAUGCGACAGGAGGAGAACCAGUACCUGGCGGUACCCCAGGAUGUUGCCAAGAAGUUUGACCGGGACAUACAGGAGUUUAUGGGCUACUCGAUGAGCGACCCGGCCGGUGGCUUUGUGGAGGAGAUGGAUCCCAUCUUCGUGCUGCGGCCCGAGGAAGACAAGGGGCCUAAAGACUUCUGAGAUCAUGGGACGACAAACGUUCUAGUGUCACCCGAUUGUGUUGUGUUCAUUUUUUAAUAUCUGACCAGCUAGCUUUCGAGGUUCAUAAUUCUUAAGACGCGAUAGUAUAUG
Messenger RNA from Diaporthe batatas, 1239 nucleotides. RefSeq lists its product as uncharacterized. The coding region runs from base 208 to 1128 and encodes 306 amino acids. Lineage: Eukaryota; Fungi; Ascomycota; Sordariomycetes; Diaporthales; Diaporthaceae. The transcript is spliced from 3 exons. The record is from RefSeq and is a predicted model, not a curated record.